This is a messenger RNA of Dicentrarchus labrax (European seabass), 4097 nucleotides long. RefSeq names its product heat shock protein 30. Gene Ontology annotation, cellular component: membrane. Lineage: Eukaryota; Metazoa; Chordata; Actinopteri; Moronidae. Gene Ontology annotation, biological process: protein refolding; response to heat. Gene Ontology annotation, molecular function: protein folding chaperone; hexosyltransferase activity. The transcript has 2 exons. Bases 3368 to 3988 code for a protein of 206 amino acids. The record is from RefSeq and is a predicted model, not a curated record.
ACAUGUAUCACUUCAGGGAAAACAUAAACGGCAACGAGACGCCACGAUGUCCCGCCUUCUCUUUUUUCCCAUUGGCUGAAUCCCGGGGUUCAGCCGAUAACCUGUUGCCAGACGUGCGUUCAAUUGGCUCGAGGUCGUGUCCGUCAUAUGUUGUUACGUACGAAGGUAUGUCGGUGAUGUUUAUCAGUGAGUACCUUGAUUGUCCUUUUUUACAAUUGCAUAACACUGUAGCUCGAGUCGUCAAUUAAAUAGAAUAAAAUAGAAUAAAGACAAAUCUCAUAAAUAGAAGAAUAAAACAGAACAUGUUUUAAAAAAUUUGAAUCAAUAAAAGAAAAAAAAAAAAAACACCCCUGCACCGCAACAUGCUCACACUUGUAUGAUAGCACCGCAACUGUUGUGUUAUUUACUGAUUAAUAUUAAGCAGUAGCCUAUAUACAACUGAUAAACAUUAUAGCCUAUUUAUUUUUCUAAUGUUUUUUUGUUUUUGUUUUUGUUUUAAUUAGGCCAAGCAUGGUUAGGUACUAACCUCUCUUUAUUUAUUCAAAACUGCAUACACACGAUCAGUCCAUAUUAGGUUACGUGCUCAUAUUCGUGUUUUUACUCAAAUGUUAGACCAGUUCAGAGAGAUAAAUGACCAGACGGUUACGGUCGGGUCAACCUUUCAUUGGGCAUCUGGUCACAUCAUAAUGCAAAUAUGUAGACCUAGGCACCUGCAGCACCUGCACGCAAAUAAAAGCCUUGCUCUGUGAAAGAAUAAUCGCCGGAUGAUGAAGCUGCUUCCAGACCUCAGCUCAAUCUGUGCAGGUAUAGGUAGUUGGUCACGUGACGUCAAACCUAUGAGUAUUUUGCUCAUCGUGCACUGUGGAGUUAAAGGAGCCAAAGAGGCGCAUGCUCAGUGCGCACUGUCACCUGGGACCUGUUGCUCGGCUGCGGCUGUCACUGCCUUUGUUUUAGAUUUUAAAGAUGCUUCUCUUUAUCCUUCAUCUUAAUGGACGUGUAUGAUUCGCUCCAGACCUGCUGUAACCAAGCCGGAUGAAAACACUAAAACAAAAAGAGGACACCACAAGUCGCUGUGUCUUUUAUCUCAGUCGGCUUAACCAACGAAAUACGGCCACACACUUACGGAGUCCCAAGGAGAUGCUGACACUAUGGAAGCAGCUCCAGAAUCUGCCCGGUCAGUGCUGAGGCUCGUUUGCCUACCAAAUAGGGUACAUUGAGCACCACCGCGCUCAUUUGGAAAACGUGUGCAUCUUCGUGACUUAAUCCUCAUGUCAAGCAGGUGGUACCCUGUGAAGGUCAUAUACAAAGUACUGUACCUUUCUUCCAAUGAGUUAUGUAACACUGAGGAGGACACUGAUCUACCUCAAAGGUACUUUUAUUAUGAAGGCAUCACACAGUAAGGGCACACACUUUUUAAAUCAGUACAGGUAUGUAUUUGUACCCUUUCAAUUUAAAGAACAUUUUAUUUUACUACCUUCUAAAGAAAAUAUAAUACCUUACAUGUUGUUUCAUAAUAUUUGAAGAGAAUACUUUAGAUAUCUUUAUACUAUGUUACAAAUUGUCACAAUUACUAUAGACAAAACGCUACAAUGAUUAUUUUCUUCUCAUCUGUUAUUGAGAAUGAAAUGACCGACUCAGGUAAUGUUACCCAGUUAACUACGAUUUUGGAAGGGGGGCACCCUGAUAGGCUGAGUCCUUGCUGCAGAGGCCAUGGGAUCAAAUCUGACCUGUGGCCCUUUGCUGCAUGUCAUCUCCCUUCUAUCUUCCUCUUUCCUGUCUAUCUUCAGCUGUCCAAUCUAAUAAAGGCAUAAAGCCCCAAAAUAAGGCAGAUGCUUUUUUUGCUGUCCUCAUGGGCUCCACCAAAAAAAUUAUGAUGCUCAAGGGUAAAUAAAUGUUUGUCUCUAAAAACAUAAUUUUAUUGAAUAUCCUAAUUUAUUUAUUUUGCUUAUGGCAUUAUAAUGCAAUUCUGUUUUAGUUGCAACAAUAUUUAAAGUGGGAUUUAACUCAUCCAGCCAUGAAAAUUAAUAAGCCACCAGCUUUGCAUCAACAGCCCAUUAAUCAAAUUUAAGUGAUUAUUUACUAAUUACGGUCUAAUCUUUGUAGAUUUCAUCACUUCAGCCAUGUAGCUGCAUCAUACUACAGUACACUAAUUAAAUCCGCAGUUGUGUGUAUCAUAAAAAGAUACUGAAGAGAGUAUUUUAUACUCCACUUCAGUCAUGGUCACAAAAAAGUGCACUGGUUUGCAUGUGGCUGUUUAAACAAAGAUAGAUGAUGUGAAUUUCCAUCUCUGCAUUAUGCUUUUGGUUAUUUGGCUAUUUCUACAUACACACAGGUCUGUGCAUGUUUGGAGGCAAAUUAAAAGGGAAAAUGUUUGUUUGUCACUAUUAACAAGGCAAGAGAUUAAUGUAUUCAUUAUAUUUACCAAGACAAAAGUAAAUAUAUUUUGCAUCUGUUUUAGCCAGACAGAGUUACAUUAAAAAAAAAGAAACUACGAGAACAAACUACAUUUGCCCUGCUGGAAGACCAAUGGGAGGAGAUGGGAAAUGAGACCCCAGGAGAUGAAUCUCCUCCAGGGAGAAUGCAAGCAGAAAAACAGCAACAAAAAGAUCAGACACAGACUGCCAUUGUAUUCUAAAACAGUAAAUUAUAAGUCAAACAGUAAUUCUUAAAUUACAAAGGUGAAAUAUGUUUAGAGAACUGAAUGCUUCCCUUCUCUGCUCCCUUCUCUUUAUUGUAUUAAAACCUAUUCUUGUCUGGUCUCUAUAAUUGAUUUUAGCACUAAUAGGCAGACAGUGGCUUCAAACUAAUGUGGUUGCAGAAGAAGAUAAGUGUAUCUAAGAACCAUAGGAGAAAGAAUAUUGAGCUGCUGAGCACUAAAAAGGAAAUGGAGUGUUGGAGGCAAGGUGAAAUAUAUUUUGAUGUUAAAUGUAACUACAUACCAAAGCCACUUUGAACAGUUUUUAAUGCUUUCUGUCUUUUUAUCUGGACCAAUUGGACAAAUAAAAUCAAAACUAGUAUCUAAAAAAGGGGGGUACCAUUGUAGGUAAGUGAUUACAGCUGUGAAUGGACACCUUAAUUUAAAGACAUGACUUUGAGUGACAUCUAGUGUUAAACUCCUGCAAAUACAGGGGGGUUCCUGAAGACAGGAAUGAUCCAGUGACUUCGGCACUCUUGAGUAACAGCCCCACCCAGUGGAGAGCUGUGGUAAUGACAGGAAACUUCCUGAAGCUUCUGGAGCUCCUCCAGUCAGAAUAUAAAACCUGGGACAGUCCCACUGCUGAGACAGAAAGCAACACAGAAGAGAACAGACACUUUAACAGCGAUUCAUCUCACAACAAGAGGACUCAACACUAAACACACAGUGAAGAUGCUGUGCUCUCAUGGAUUCCAGUCUGCCCUCAGUCCAUUCAUGGACUUGUACUGGCCUGUACGCAGUCUGUGGCCAGAGGUCAGACCUCUGCUCCACCAGCAGGAUCUACUGCAGAGAAACCUACAGGAGCUCUGCAGCAGUCUGGAGCUGAUGGACAAACUUCAACACAAGAUCCUGGAGGAGACGGAGCCUUUCCAAACCAGCGUGGCCGUGCAACCGCUUUCCUACCAGCUGGAGAAAGAGGGAGAGGACUUUGGCCUGACCCUGGACACUCAAGGCUUUUCCCCAGAGGAGCUGUCCAUCAGGCAGGUGGGCAGGAAGCUGAGAAUCAGCGGGAAGACAGAGAAGAAGCAGGAGGACGAGAAAGGCUCCUACUCUUACAGCCGGCAGGAGUUCAGACGAGAGUUUGAUCUGCCUGAAGGACUGAACCCUGAAGCCGUCACCUGCUACCUGGCUCCAGACGGGAAGCUCCACAUCCAGGUGGCCAAAGCUCCACGUGUUGAGGAGGCUGAGAGAGAGCUGACUAUCAAGAGGAGCUUGGAGGAGAAAACACAGCAGAGUGUGUGUUCACAGGCAGAAGGCAGCAGCACAGAGACACACAACAGCACACAAACCUGAAGACGUGGACUCAUCUCCAUCUUGUUCUAACAAUGUAUAGUCAAUGUGUUUAAAUUAUAAUUAUGUAUUUUUUAUUUGUGUAUAAUCAAUAAAUGUACUGAAACUUAAA